AUGGUUAGUGAAGUAAAUCAGGAUCUGAUUAAUGAAUUAGCUGCAUUAAAAUUGGAAAACGCUAGAUUGCGGAGACAGGUUGAGUCUCAACCUACCACAGUGCAAGAAUAUCCGUUGUCAUUAGAAGAAUAUAGACGGUAUGGUAGACAGAUGAUCGUAGAAGACACAGGAGGUGUACAAGGGCAGGUCAGAUUGAAAAAUUCAAAGGUCUUGGUAGUGGGCGCAGGUGGCCUGGGAUGUCCUGCCUUACCUUAUUUAGCAGGUGCCGGUAUUGGUCAAAUUGGCAUUGUAGACAAUGACAUCGUCGAUACAUCAAAUUUACACAGACAAGUUCUACAUGAUUCGACUAAAGUUGGCAUGUUGAAAUGUGAGUCAGCUAAAGCAGUCUUGAAUAAGUUGAAUCCUCAUGUGAACGUAGUUACUUAUCCAGUAAGACUAAAUUAUUCAAAUGCCUUUGAUAUUUUUGAUGGCUACGACUACGUCUUAGACUGUACUGAUACACCAUUGACCAGAUACUUAAUUUCUGAUGUUGCAGUAAAUUUAGGCAUUACUGUGGUAUCAGCUUCUGGGUUAGGCACAGAAGGUCAAUUGACUGUCUUAAACUUCAAUAAUACCGGUCCCUGCUAUAGGUGUUUUUACCCAAUCCCGCCAAAUCCAAUGUCAGUUUCAUCCUGUCAGGAGGGCGGCGUCAUUGGGCCCUGUAUUGGAUUAGUCGGUACAAUGAUGGCUGUAGAAGCAAUAAAGCUCAUCAUAGGUAUUUAUACACCAGAAAACUUCCAGCCAUUUUUAACAUUAUACUCAGGUUUCCCUCAGCAAACACUGCGUACUUUUAAAAUGAGAGGAAGACAAUCCAAGUGUAUAUGCUGUGGUGAUAAUCGUUCAAUCACAAGGGCUGCAAUUGAAUCCGGCGAAAUCAAUUAUGAGUUAUUCUGUGGAUCUAGAAAUUAUAAUGUUUGUUCUCCAGAUGAAAGAAUCACUGUUAAUAAAUUUAAAGAUGAAUAUUACGACCGUACAACUCAAGACUACGUUUUAUUGGAUGUUAGACCCAGUCAUCACUACGAAAUUUCUCAUUUUCCUGAUGCAUUCAAUAUUCCUGUCAAGAAAUUAAAAGAUAUGCAUGGGUCAAUGGCAGAACUACAAAAGGAAAUUCCUUCCAUUAAAGAGGAUAGUGAAGUAUUGGUCUUGUGUCGUUAUGGUAAUGACUCGCAACUAGCUACUAGACUUCUGAAAGAUGAAUUCAAACUCCCCAAUGUCAAAGAUAUCCAAGGUGGAUUUUUCAGAUAUAUUGAUGAAGUGGAUUCAUCAAUACCUAAAUACUAA
Molecule: messenger RNA, 1320 nt
Organism: Kazachstania africana CBS 2517
Lineage: Eukaryota; Fungi; Ascomycota; Saccharomycetes; Saccharomycetales; Saccharomycetaceae
Gene: UBA4
Product: Uba4p
Exons: 1
Coding region: 1-1320 (439 amino acids)
Biological process (GO): tRNA wobble position uridine thiolation; protein urmylation
Cellular component (GO): cytosol; cytoplasm
Molecular function (GO): adenylyltransferase activity; URM1 activating enzyme activity; thiosulfate-cyanide sulfurtransferase activity
Source: RefSeq, a predicted model, not a curated record